This is a messenger RNA of Geodia barretti, 491 nucleotides long. The record is from the annotation of a GenBank genome assembly. Lineage: Eukaryota; Metazoa; Porifera; Demospongiae; Tetractinellida; Geodiidae.
CAUUUGAAGGCUAUGCUAAGCAAACACAGCUGGUAUAUAAGAAAAAGCAACUAGGACAGAUAUCACGUUUGCCAGAGUGUUUACUGCUGUUAUAGUUGUCAACUCUCUGGAGUACUGACAAGAUGGACAGGUAUUUUCUGCUGGUCUUGUGUCUAGUGACACUGUCUAACGUUCAGCUGGGACAGUCUCAAUGUGAUGUUGUGAGGAUUGCUGCAGCUGUGUAUGAAGUUGUAGGACCAGCUUUGGAGACUAUUGAGAAAGACAUGAAGAAUAUGAAGUCUGACAUGGCACAAGCCUCAGCCAAAAAGGUUGAUAAUCUCACACAAGAGGUUGAGAAACUUGACACCAGACUGAGUUCUCUGAAUGAAUCAAUGAGAGAUGAUUUCAGUGGUGUCGAGAGAGGGUUAAGUGGCACAGCAAACAUGAUAUGUGACAAGAUUGACGAACAUGACUAUCAAAUCACUACUAAACUGAUGAGAAUGAACCAGAGC